UUGAAUAUUCAAAAAAGCACCGGCCGCACCGCACCGUGAGUUCACAUCUCAAUCCCACUAUUGUACGAAGUUACGUACUGUGAUAACGCUCUCUCUGCACUUCGACCAGUACCAGGUAGCAAACAAUAAGUUGACCAGGAAAGCAUUAGACUAGUGUAUGCACAACAAGGCAACAAAGACAAGCUAUCUUUACUCACAGAUCAAUACUAGAAUCCUACUGCUUCGACUCGAUGUCUUAUACCACUCCUUCGAAAAAGCGAGGCGGUGUCGAGACCGUCUCACACACUCAUUUUAUUUUUCCUGUCCUGAAAAACGCAGAAAUUCUCCAAUGCCUGGACGAGCUGGGAAUAGAGGUGUGCAAGACUGAACUUGCCGAGCCACAACGCCACAGAGAGAAGGUUCGMAAGAUAUUCUGGCAACUCCUUGAACAUUGCUGYGGGAUCACCGAAGAUGACAUCGAUAAGCUAUGCCCAAAGAAUCUCGAUCAAUACGUUCCUCCUGCAGAAGCUGAGCUUCACGAUAAUUUCGUCGACAUGCUGUUCUUUAAGAAAAUGCGCAAAAUGAUGGAAACAUGUGGGAUUGUUGAUUUCUCUUGGAAGGAUAUCCAUGUCCCGACAUCGAAACGUCUUCGCUGUCAACUUUCUGCAGUUAUAAAUAUGGCUAAGUUUCGCGAAGAGCAACUCAAAAUUUACGCCGAAUUGAAUGAGCCUCGCCAUCAGCUCUUAGUAACACUUGAAGAACUUCACGCAGAGAACGUCCAGCUCCAAGAACAAUUAAAUAUUGUAUUGGCUGAAUCAAGUCAGCAGAUGGAUGAAUUUGACAUGGUAGCGAAGGAAUGUCAAGAGUUAGAAUCGGAAAUAGCCAGCAGUAACAAGCUUCAAGCUAGUAAGAGAGAAGAAGCAUCAAAAUUGAAGAUAGAAAUGACGAGAUUGAAGGAUGAACUAGCAGCAGCAACGUGGUCUCUUCAAGAGUCGCAAGCUGAAGAAGAACGAUUGCUAGGCCAAGUUGUAUCCUCGCCUACUCGCCGCAAAARAGAAUUGGAUACRAAAAAGGACGCAUUGGAAAAGGAAAAAGCGGAAACACGGCGAUUACAACAGGAGAUUACUGACGGGAAGACAAAGAUAGCUGCUUUACAGCAAGCCACUAAGGACCUUCAGGAAACUAUAGCGUUGCAACGUAACAUUUUGGAGGAGUCAUCGAAAUACGAAGAAGCCGCAGGUAAGCUCGAGGAUGCUGAGAAGGAAGUCGAGGCGAAUCAAGAAAAAGCGUCAGAAUUAGAAGAAAAGACACAAGACUCAGAGCGAAGCCUCGCCCGAAUGGAAGAAAAAGUGGUACACAUGCACAGACAAUCAAAAAUGAAACUAGAUGCAGCUCAAGACAACAUAGAGAUCGCAAAGGAACAAUUACUCAUUGUAGAACGAGAUCGUCGUGAAGGCUUAGCACGAGUAGAAGCUGGAGAAGCAGAAGUUCGGUCUAUCAAGGCACAGAUGGAAUCAGAGCAGAAAAAGACAGAAGAAGAGAUCGCCGCCAUUGUGGAAGAAUACAAGACUCUCGAAAAGUCGUUCCUCAAACGCAAUGAACAAAGAAURWUAUUGAUCGAUUCGGCAAUGUAAGAACUCCAACUAUAUCAAACGGGGAAACUUAUGGUACGAAGCAAAAUGUGGUUGUUUCGAAAUGUUGUAAUAAUGCAGUGCACAUUUA
This is a messenger RNA of Pseudo-nitzschia multistriata, 1701 nucleotides long. Lineage: Eukaryota; Bacillariophyta; Bacillariophyceae; Bacillariales; Bacillariaceae. The record is from the annotation of a GenBank genome assembly.